AAGAACUACUCACAAAUAGAAAAGGAGGCUUUGAGUCUGGUGUACGGAGUAAAGAAAUUCCACCAAUACCUUUGGGGGCGGAGGUUCGAAUUGUUAACCGACCACAAGCCUCUGAUCGCGCUGUUCGGAGAAUGCAAGGGACUACCAACGAUGGCAGCAGCACGCAUACAGAGAUGGGCAAUCAUAUUGUCUGCUUAUGAUUAUCACAUUACCUACAGGCGAUCGGAGGAGCACGGUAAUGCAGAUGGACUAUCCCGUAUCCCCCUGCCUGAGACAAUAGACGAUGGUACAAAGACAAUAACUGCUUCUCUCAACGCACUGAUUUGUGAGCACCUGGAGGAGGCGCCAUUAAGUGCAAAACAAAUAUCAAAGGCUACACGCAAAGACUCUGAGCUCUCACUACUACACAGAUACAUCCAGUUAGGGUGGCCAACUGAAAUUCCCGAAAAUUUCAGGGUAUUUCACAGAAAGAAAGAUGAACUUUCUGUAGAACAGGGAUGUGUUCUGUGGGGAACAAGAGUAGUGGUGCCAGAGAAAAUGAGAAGAGUAGUGUUAAAAGAGAUCCACGACGGACACCCUGGUAUCGUAAAAAUGAAGACAAUUGCACGACAAUAUGUCUGGUGGCCAAAUAUUGACAUGGAUGUCGAGAAGGUCUGCAAGCAGUGUCAGACGUGCCAGCUAGAACAACGCAUGCCACGCCAUGUUCCACUGCACCCAUGGGAGUUUCCUGGAGGGGUAUGGAGAAGGAUUCACAUUGAUUUUGCAGGUCCAUUCAUGAGUCACAUGUUUAUGAUAGUGGUUGAUGCGCACUCCAAGUGGCUAGAGGUCUUCAAAAUGUCACAGAUAAGCUCAGCAGCCACCAUCACAAGGCUUAAAAGACUGUUUGCAGCACAAGGAGUACCCGAACAAAUCGUCACUGACAACGCCACAACCUUCAUGUCGGAUGAGUUCCAAAUCUUCAUGAAAAGGAACGGAAUCUUGCACACUACUGGAGCACAGAAGCAUCCUGCUACAAAUGGACUCGCUGAGAGAUGCAUCGCAACCUUCAAGGCGGGCAUGAAGAAGCUUGCAAAAGAGAUCCUGAGUGUUCAGGAGAACAUCCCAAAUGGAUCCCUGGAGUAG
This is a messenger RNA of Hippocampus zosterae (dwarf seahorse), 1122 nucleotides long. RefSeq lists its product as uncharacterized. The record is from RefSeq and is a predicted model, not a curated record. Gene Ontology annotation, biological process: DNA integration. Lineage: Eukaryota; Metazoa; Chordata; Actinopteri; Syngnathiformes; Syngnathidae. Bases 151 to 1122 code for a protein of 323 amino acids. The transcript has 2 exons. Gene Ontology annotation, molecular function: nucleic acid binding.